This is a messenger RNA of Momordica charantia (bitter melon), 2356 nucleotides long. RefSeq names its product calcium-dependent protein kinase 32 (gene CPK32). Gene Ontology annotation, molecular function: calcium ion binding; ATP binding; protein kinase activity. Lineage: Eukaryota; Viridiplantae; Streptophyta; Magnoliopsida; Cucurbitales; Cucurbitaceae. Gene Ontology annotation, biological process: protein phosphorylation. The record is from RefSeq and is a predicted model, not a curated record.
AUUAUAUUGGGAGGGAAGGCUCUGAGAAAUGUUCCAUAAUCCAUGGUGGCUUCCAUUUUGCACACGCUAAAUUCCUCUUUCUUCUUCUGUUUAUUUCACACCUUCCCUUAUAACUGCCAUCUUUCCCUUCUUCCAUUUCUCAGCUUUUUCUUCUUCCCCCAAUUUUGAUCGCCCCAAAAAAUCCCUUCUUCUUCUUCUUCCCAUUUUGCUUACCCCUUUCCCCCUUACCCAUCUGGAUUUUCGUCCCCCCUUUAACCAUUUUGCUCCAAUUCCGCCUCCAUCCCUUGCAAUCUUCAAUCCGGAUCUUCAAUUUCGAAUACCCAUUAUUUAAUUUCGUCCAAUUUCUUCAGGAUCGUCCUUGAUUCAUGGGGAAUUGCUGUGUCGCCCCGCCGCGGGACCCUCAGGAGCACAACAAGGGGAAGAAGAAGAAGACGAAGCCGAAUCCAUUUUCGAUCGAUUACGGGGUCAACCACGGCGGAGGAAAGAAGCUCACCGUAUUGAGCAGCCCCACGGGCCGCGAAAUUGGGCUACAAUACGAGCUGGGUCGCGAGCUCGGGCGGGGGGAGUUCGGAAUCACGCACCUCUGCACCGAUAAGAUCACCGGAGAGAAGUUCGCCUGCAAAUCGAUUUCCAAGAAGAAGCUGAGGACCGCCGUGGAUGUUGAGGAUGUCCGGCGGGAGGUUCAGAUUAUGAGGCAUUUGCCGAAGCAUCUGAAUAUUGUGAGCUUGAAGGAUACGUAUGAAGACGACAGCGGCGUUCAUUUGGUCAUGGAGCUCUGCGAGGGCGGCGAGUUGUUCGAUCGGAUUGUGGCCAGAGGUCACUACACAGAACGCGCUGCUGCUGUUGUCACGAAAACCAUUGUUGAAGUUGUUCAGAUGUGUCACAAGCAUGGCGUAAUGCAUCGGGAUCUCAAACCCGAGAACUUUUUGUUCGGAAACAAGAAGGAAAAUGCACCACUGAAGGCAAUUGAUUUUGGACUGUCAGUGUUCUUUAAACCUGGCGAAAGAUUCAAUGAGAUUGUUGGAAGUCCGUACUACAUGGCUCCCGAGGUUCUAAAACGAAACUAUGGCCCCGAAGUAGAUGUCUGGAGUGCUGGAGUUAUUCUUUACAUUUUACUUUGUGGUGUCCCACCAUUCUGGGCUGAAACCGAACAAGGAGUUGCACAGGCAAUUAUACGAUCGGUUAUAGAUUUCAAGAGAGACCCUUGGCCGAAAGUUUCUGAUAAUGCAAAAGACCUCGUGAGAAAAAUGCUCGAUCCUGAUCCGAGGCGGCGGCUGACUGCUCAAGAAGUUCUCGAUCAUCCAUGGUUACAGAAUGUGAAGAAAGCUCCUAAUGUCUCCUUGGGAGAAACUGUGAAGGCAAGACUCAAGCAAUUCUCUGUGAUGAACAAGCUGAAGAAAAGAGCUCUAAGGGUAAUUGCUGAGCACUUGUCAGUCGAGGAAGUUGCUGGGAUAAAGGAGGGAUUCGAUAAGAUGGAUACUAACAAUAAAGGAAAAAUUAACAUAGACGAGUUACGAGUAGGUUUACAUAAAUUAGGCCAUCAGAUUGCGGAUACAGAUCUUCAAAUUCUGAUGGAAGCUGGUGAUGUAGACAAGGAUGGAUAUCUAGACUGUGGAGAAUUUGUAGCUAUUUCUGUUCACCUUAAAAGAAUGGGCGACGACGACGAGCAUCUAAGAAAAGCAUUCGAUUUCUUUGAUCAAGACCGGAGUGGUUAUAUAGAAAUCGACGAACUACGAGGUACCUUAGCUGAUGAGAUCGAUGGAAACAGCGAAGAAGUGAUCAAUGCCAUUAUAAACGAUGUCGAUACAGAUAAGGAUGGCCGAAUAAGCUACGAGGAAUUCGCAACGAUGAUGAAGGCGGGAACGGAUUGGAGGAAAGCGUCGAGACAGUACUCUCGAGAGCGGUUCAAUAGCUUGAGUCUGAACUUGAUGAGAGAUGGAUCAUUGCAGUCAAAACAAUGAGAGAGUAGAUGGUCAAUUCUUCACAAACUGGCCAAGUUUCUCAGGAAUCAACCAAUUAUUCGAAGGAGAACUUACAAAUCAUGGGGUUUCUUCUAUAAUUCUUUGUUUCUUUAAAUUUUCUUAUCUCUCUCUAUCUUUAAUCUUUUUUUUUCCCUUUUUUGUUUGGAAACUAGGAUAAGGGGGCAGGGAAUUUUGAUGCAUUUAAGGAUUAAUAUUGUCUUUCUUUUGUUUAAGUGGAGGAGGAAGGUGUGGGUGAUGAUUUUGGAUAUAGGUCUUACAAUUCUGAUUGUAAAUAUGUGAAAGUUGGCAUUCCCAAAGUUUAGAGCAAAAGAUAUAUUAUAGUUUGGUAAAAUAUUCAACUAACAUUUUGAGAAAUCAUAUUUUAGUUCUUUUAA